Messenger RNA from Strongylocentrotus purpuratus (purple sea urchin), 2589 nucleotides. RefSeq lists its product as uncharacterized. The transcript has 3 exons. The record is from RefSeq and is a predicted model, not a curated record. Bases 332 to 823 code for a protein of 163 amino acids. NCBI's taxonomy places the organism in Eukaryota, Metazoa, Echinodermata, Echinoidea, Camarodonta, Strongylocentrotidae.
UAUUGUGUUUGAAGUAUCGAUCUAUUAAGUGUGUGACCCCCAGGAGGGAGCGAUGCCCUUUGUUCAACUCCUUGCGUUGGUUCGAUAAAAUGGAAUAUUGACUGAUUAGAGAGAGAGAGACCGGUUCCGUAACCAUUUAUCCGCAUGUUGUUACAUCGUGUAGGCAGUGCGUACUCGUGGGCCACAUGAACAGUAUAUGCGUGUCCUUAAUUAGUUUUAACAUCUUCAAGUGCAAUUAUUGGAUCAAUUAGCAAGACCCAGCCAGCGUCAUCUGACCAAACACGUUCAUCAACGGCCGUUCCGUGAGAUAACGAUCGUCCAACACUAAAACAUGGCUACCAUUCCAACGGGUUCUAUCUUGGCAGCGCAGAGGUGUCGCCAGGUGCAGCAGCAUCAGAGGAUGGCGUCGCUGAGGUCCGAGCCAAUCCCCAUCGGAGGGUCACCCAUCACGUCUCCAGACUGCACCCCUCCAGCCAGCCCUAGAAAACAAGAGUCUCAUCUGAGUGCAAUGAACUCACUGGCCAAGCUCUCCCAGCUGCUCCACCCUCGCUCCAUGUCCCAGGAGGGUGAGAUAGGGGGCACCCCUGGCAGCCCGAGCUUGGGAUCAUCCCGCUCCAAGUUCUCCCAGUUCUUUCACUACCGCUCCAUAUCUAACGAGAGUGAUGUCACAUCCCCUCCCGCCAGCCCUGGCCUGGACGCUUCGCACUCUAACCUCUCACCCCUGAUGCACCACCAGGUCACCGAGGUCGGGGUGUCUGCCAGCGGUCAGACCCAGAGCCUGGAGGCGUCCCACCACACCUCCUCCAUCACCUCCAUGACGUAAAGCGAAGAGCGCCAUCAGCAUACCAAACCCAACCAACCACGUCGUGCCGCCCGCCACGAUCAGAAUACCCACGGAGCUUUUUUUUUUCUUGUGAAAUUGAAAAGAAAUCUAGGUAUUUUUUGCAAUAUCAAGAAUGCUAAAAGAUAUUUCCCUAGGAAUACCACUUUGUGGUGCUUUGUAUAAUUGAAUACAGAAUCUCCCCUUUGGGCGUGGUUUGCUAGAUGUAAUCUUAUUGUGUGUUUUCUAUGUAAAUCUAUAUAUAAUUGAAUAUAUGGUAUAUGCUAUGUAGAGUUGAUCUGCACUCAAAACCUGUGCCGUCGCUGUGCUAUUCUGGAAUGGUAUGAGAGCCUACAGCCCCUCUGCUCUCUGUAGUAAUUGGGGGCAGACUGGUACUAUUAACGAAAGUUUGUUCACUGAGUGACCUAUCAAUUGCUUGAGACAUUACCAAGCCCCACCCCUCUCCAGAGUCCAGUGAAAGUGUAAUCAAAAUGCUAUGAAUUCUCCAACCCUCGAAAAGGAGCCACAUCUGUCGCUAUGUGCUGUCUCUAUUAAAGAUCUUGAUUAUUAAGCUGCUUUUAGUAAGGAAAUGUUUCAGGGCCAAGUAAACGUUUGGGCUCGUGCAUGGUGGGGUCACUCAUAACAAACAAAAUUAUCAUUCUUUUACAUAUAUAUUCCAUUGUAUCAUGUUCUUUAUCAUUCAGUUUUCUAAAGAAAGAUUUUCUCUUUUUAAAUCGUGAAUAAAAUCUCAGAAAUUGUCGUAAACAUGCGAGUGCAUGGAUAUUGUAAAUGUGGUGUGAAUUGAUAAAAGAGUUGUGAAAUUCAUUCUACUUUACUUAUUCAAAAGGUGAAGCUAAUGUUAUGUUUUCAUUAUCAAGAAAAAACUUUUUGUUAGAGUGAGUGAAUAAGGUUAAAAUAUCCCACGAAGCUAAGAUAGAUUUCGUGGGUAUGAAUCCAAAGAUUUAACAUUCUGCAUUCCACAUGGCUGUGACCAUUAAAAUGUUAAAACUUUAUUGUAUGUUCGAAGAUCAAUUUUGAAAUGUUUGGAAAUGACUAGUUUGUGAUAUGAAAUGCAGAAAGAGGUAUAGAUUUGAUAUUCUUAAGGAAAAGAAUUAUAGAUAAAUAAAGGUCACCAUGUGAAUGUACUACUAUAUUUCACCUUCACUCAUAAUGAAUACGUAAUAGUUGAAAGUGAUAAGGGCAUCGCAUGAAGGAGAUUGUGAAGUGUUCUUCUAUACAGCCAUUGUCCAGGAUGCCUCUUCUAAAAAGUCUAGGCAACCUGUUCUGCAAAAAAUGUCCAAUACAAGACCCAAAUUUCAAUAACCGAGCAGAUUCAAAUUCUUGUUGAUGGAAUGUCCAUCAGUGCAAGAUUUCACAUACGUUAUGCUCACUAAGGGGAGUUUUAAAGACUUUCUUUGAAGAAAAAAAAAGUUAUUUUCCUGAGGGCAAUUUUCAUAUAUAUUUUUAUCAGAGUUAAAUUGCUCCCAGUUCUGUACAUUCUCUGGUCUCAUCAACAGAAAAGCUUGCAUGAAUUCUUCAAGCACACUACCAUUUAUUAUUCACAUGCGAUGCCCAUAUCUCUAUUUAACCCAUUACCUAUGGGAAACAGAUAUUUUGUAUUAAGCCUAUGGAGGUAUGAAGAUUCAGUAAUUGAUGGGUUAGUAAAUUUUAACAUGAAAGAAAUCGAAAAAAAAUUGAAGACAGUAUUUUUGAAAUCACAGUAUUGUUUACAAUAUAUCAAAUAUAGAUGAAUAUAUAGAUAGAAUUUA